Messenger RNA from Tyto alba (common barn owl), 4713 nucleotides. RefSeq names its product BUD13 homolog (gene BUD13). Gene Ontology annotation, molecular function: RNA binding. Gene Ontology annotation, cellular component: U2-type spliceosomal complex; RES complex. Lineage: Eukaryota; Metazoa; Chordata; Aves; Strigiformes; Tytonidae. Gene Ontology annotation, biological process: mRNA splicing, via spliceosome. The transcript has 11 exons. Bases 85 to 2004 code for a protein of 639 amino acids. The record is from RefSeq and is a predicted model, not a curated record.
CCCACCGCCCCGCCCCGCCCACCGCCGCUCGGCCCCGCCCCCGCGUGGCGCCGCGCGCUCGCCGUCCCUUCCGGUGGCGCCAAGAUGGCGGCGCAGGGCCUGUCCAAGGCCGAGUACCUGCGGCGGUACCUCAGCGGCCCGGCCGCCGCCGAGCCCGCCCGGCCCCGCCGCCGCCGCAGGAAGAAGCCGCCGGCCGGCGCCGCCAGAGGCGGGAUGCGGAUCGUGGACGACGACGUGGGCUGGAGCAGCAUCGCUGCGGUGCAGGAGAAGGAGGAAGAGGAGGAGGACGAAGGGGACCUGCCCGUGGUGGCGGAAUUUAUUGAUGAGCGUCCGGAUGAAGUGAAGCUCAUGGAAGAGUUCCGAACAAAUGCCAAAUGGAAGCUUUUAGGAGACCAGAAUGAAGACUCACAAGGUUCGGAUAUUUCAGUACCUGCCAGAUCUACCACGAGGCGACAGCGCCACGACUCCCCAGACAACUCUCCACCGAGGAGGCUGCGGCACGACUCCCCCGACAAAUCGCCUCUGGGGCGGCAGCGCCUUGACUCCCCAGACCUGGCCCCGCCAAGAAGGAAGCGCCACGACUCCCCAGACCUGUCACCUCCCCGGCGAGAGAGAAACCCUUCCCCCGACCUCCUGCCACCCAGGCGACAGCGCCACGACUCCCCGGACCUCUCGCCACCCAGAUGGAAGCAAAAUGGCUCCCCAGAUCUCUCUCCCCUGAGGCGGCAGCGUCACGACUCCCCUGAUCUCUCUCCCCCAAGAAGGAAGCGUCACGACUCCCCUGACCCGUCGCCUCCCCGGCGGCAGCGUCACGACUCCCCCGACGUCUCCCCAAAGAGGGUCGGUUCAGUGACGGGGAAAAGGGGCUGCAAAACCACAGACAAGUUGCUGUCAGGGGGAGGCCGAGAAGAGCACUCCCAGCUCAGGCACGGCGUCUCCGACAAGUCCUCGUCACGCCAGAAGCGUCAGGCUACUCCGGAUCUCUCCCCUCCACGGAAGAAGAGGUACGAUUCUGACGCUGAUUUGUCGCCGCCUCGGAGACAGAGGACGGGGUCACCUUCUCUGAAAAAGCAGAGCAGAACAAGAGGUGCUUCUCCAGCCCCGAAAAAGCUUAGGCCGGUGCCCUCGCCUCAGCGGUGCCCUCGGCACGGCUCCGAGUCCCCGUCUCCCCAGAGGGGCACCCGGGACACCCCCGACGCAGAGCGCAGGUGCAGCCGCGUACGCAGCGAUUCCUCGCAGCGUGGGCCUCUCCACCGGAGUCACGGCAGAUCCUCCGACUCGGAUUUAUCCCCUCCGCGGCGCGCUCUGCCAGCCGGAAGGGACCGGCACGCUUCCAGGAGCCCCCCCGACCUCUCGCCACGUCGCCACCGUGACGCCAAGGGAUCUCCCAAGAAGGCCAGUGUGAUGUCGUCGGGGGUCAAAGCUGGCUUGGUGUCGGCUGACGUGCUGCGCCGGGAGCAGCAGGAGCUCAGGAGGCAUGAGAGAAGUAACCAGCACUUGGAAGAGGAGUCCCGACGCUCCGAGACCGUCUUCCGAGACAAGUCAGGCCGGAAGCGAGACCUGGCGCAGGAGCGGCUGGAGCAGAGGCAGAAAGCUGAGGCGCAGUCUGAGAGAGACGAGCAGUACGCCAAGUGGGGGAAGGGGCUAGCGCAGGGGAGGCAACAGCAGCAAAACGUGGAAGAUGCGAUAAAGGAGAUGCAGAAGCCCUUGGCCCGUUACAUCGAUGACCAGGAUCUGGAUCGAAUGCUGCGGGAACAGGAGAGAGAAGGAGACCCCAUGGCUGACUUCAUCAAGAAAAGGAAGGCCAAAGAGAACAAAGAAAAGAAAGAAAAACCGAGGUACAAGGGACCAGCACCUCCCCUCAACAGGUUUAAUAUAUGGCCCGGGCAUCGCUGGGAUGGCGUGGACAGGUCCAACGGCUUCGAGCAGCAGCGCUUUGCCAGGAUAGCCAACAAGAAGGCGGUUCAGGAGCUCGCCUACAAGUGGAGCGUUGAGGACAUGUAGGCGAGCUGAGGAACCCCGCAGCAGCGAUGCCUCGCGCCGUCCCCGCGGACCAUCUUCCCAGAGGCUCAGCUUGGAGGAGAGCUGCCAAAAGGGGGAUUUGCCGUCGGCCAGAGAGGACGAGGGCAGAGAACUGCAGCAGCGUGGCGGAGAGGCUGCUGCCCGCGGGGCGGCCGCGGCGCUCCGGUGCUUCCUCAUGAUGCGCUGCACACACCGGUGUCUGGGCCAUCUAUUUGUCUUCUAACAAACCGCAGGCACUGUAUGCUUCGUUGUUUUAUGCCAAACGCUUUCUUCUCUGAGGGCUGCUCGCAAGUCUUCAGGUGUUCUAAAUCUCAGGUUUUUCUUCACGGUGAAAGUGCGCGGAACGCUCGCUCGCGGGACGAUUAACCUCAUCCAGCAGGUCAGCCCGUCCCAGAGCUCAGUUGUAGUUUCAGUGGUGGUGGAGCUGUUCCGGGCAGCAGCUGUACCCUCAAACUACUUCAUACCGCGAGCUGAUUUGGCUCUGGGCUGAGGUCAGGUCCACCCUGGGCCCUUCCCACGCCACCCAAAGGGCUUCCGUUAGGUUUGCGUGUGUAGUUCUGGUGCCCUCGAGUUCCCCGAGUCACCGGCUCGCCGUGAAGCUGAGAAAGCUCGGCCGCUGCUGGCCCUCGUGGCGCGGCGCUGCGGCUCUGCCCGCGGGAGAGAUUCAGAGACCAGCCCGCAGCGCUGCGUGCGGCAGCGCGGGCCUCGGGAGCCCCUGCAGCUCUUUGCGGGGCAGAUCCCGCUGGAAAGAAGCGGGGAGAGGGUGUUUACACGGCUUCCCCCGGUGGUUAUGUCGGAAGUAAUGUUGGUGGGUGGGCCCCCGGGGCGCUUGCCUGCCCUGCUGCCGGGGGCUCGCUGCAGCCCCGCGUCGCCCCUUGCCUCUGAUCAGAUUUGUCGGCCUUGGGGCUGGAGGCCAGGCAGAGAGCUUCCCUUAAUCCCUGCUUGCGAGAAAGCACUUGUGGAAAUAAAUACAGUCGUUCUCGUCGGCGUCGCAGGGAGCGGGUAUUCAAGGCAGGCAGGAGUUGCCAUGGAGAUGCCUUGGUCAGUCGCCGGAGCCGCUCUUUGCGGCACUUGCCAAGCGGGCUGGGGGCGAGAGGCGAGGGCAGAGAAUCUUCUCUGGGGCGGGAGAGUCUGGGGGCUUCCUUCCGCCUUUUUGUUCACCGUGUUACGUUGCCAGCGGUCCGGCAACCCCCGCAUCCUCUUGUAAAUAACAGCUUCCUUUUUCUACUCGCUGCGGCGUGGUGGUGGUCUUUCCCCGGCAAGGGCGAGGGGAUGGAGCCGUCGGCCUGCCAGCAGGAGGACGGGGUGUAAGGUCGGCCGCCGCCAGCGCUCACACCCGGUGCCUCACUGACGCCUUUCCCCCAGCCCGGGGCCUGGGCGCACCCCGGCUGGCGCGGAGCGGCGGGUGAAGCUUCACCGCGUCCUCCGGGGACUGGGGCUGGAAGGGCGAGCUGGCUGCUGGGGCCUGGGGAGCGAGCGGCGGCGCUUGGCCGCGGGAAGCCGCCCUGGGCAGCUCGUUUCUGCGGCGGCGGGGGGAAGGGGAUGCUCGUGGGGGCCCUGCGGCAGCCCCCCAGGUGGGAAAACGGCUGCGGGGCGCGAGGGAGCCGUGAGGCGGCGGCGCGAGUCCAGGGCGUGCUGCAAGCCUGCUCUUCAGCCGGGUGUAUUUUCCAGUUUCCCCCUUCUGGCACCAAGCUCCUGUUUUGUGUUUUUUUUUUUUUUUUUUGUUUUGUUUUGUUUUUUUUUUCCUGUGACUUGAGGCGGCCGCAGCCUUGAGCGGAGGAGUUACGUUUGACACACGCUCCUUUCUGCUCGCCCCUAUCCGAGUGGGACUUGUGGAGAUGUAAAGAAGACGGGGUGGAAUUACUGAAAUCACCUCAGCGUGGAGAGUGGCUGCCCUGGUUAGGCACUUCCACCCCCCCACGCUCGGUGGGGGCUGGCUUUGGGCAGAGCAGCGGAAGGCGGCAGCUGGCUGGCUCGCGUGGCAGCUGGGAUUAUAAGCUGCCGCUUAGGAAGGCAAAGCCACCCUACUGCUGCUGCGAGGCACGGUGGGUUUGUAGUACCGGGGAACAGCAUAGAUUUCUGCUCUCGCAACUUCUGUGGAAGGUUGUGGUGUUGAGACUUGAGAGGCAGGCACCACCCUAGGGACCUCGUAUCAGGGUUCAUUACAAUACUGAAUUUAUAUAACAGUGAGUUGAUACAAUACCUUUCUUAAGUUUUUUUUUUUUUUUAGCAGAUAUAUCUUAAGAAGAAAAUAUCUCUCUGCAGUGAGGGUAUGGCGGAGCUUGGACGGGGCGGUUUUAACGUUUUACCUUCCGUCCUUCUACAUUGUUGCCUUGGUGCGAAUUGGCAAGUGUUAGCUGGCCGACCUGGAAGCAGCUGGGGUGAUAGAGCCCGGGAUGGAAAAUGGCCCUGAUGCCCCGGGGGGGGUGAGGGGGGGAUGCAGGUAAAGCAACUGCCACGGCGAAGCGGAUCUCGUCAGUAGUGCUUCUGGAAGGGCAGCAGCCCCGGCCUUGGCAGCGAGCGGCACCUUUGAUUAGCCUUAACCCCAAAAAAAUGAAUAUUAAAAUCUUAAUUUAAUUUAAAACACUGUCAUUCACAGUCAUGGCAAACACUGAGCGGAGUAAUUAUUAUGCAAAUUAGGCAGAUAGAAAAAUGAUUAAUAAUUGUGCAAAUUAAAAAUUAUUGUAAACA